Messenger RNA from Daldinia caldariorum, 546 nucleotides. Its product is annotated as Mss4-like protein. The record is from RefSeq and is a predicted model, not a curated record. Bases 1 to 546 code for a protein of 181 amino acids. The transcript has 5 exons. Lineage: Eukaryota; Fungi; Ascomycota; Sordariomycetes; Xylariales; Hypoxylaceae. Gene Ontology annotation, molecular function: carbon-sulfur lyase activity.
AUGGAUGCCCGGUGCCAAUGCGGCGCCGUCUCGUUCAAGACGCCUCUGCCUAAGCCGCUGGCGCUCUACAUCUGCCACUGCGCCGAGUGUCGCCGGCAGACUAGCUCCGCCUUCGGCACCUCCGCCAUAUUCCCACGAUUCCCUCUGCCUCGCGUCGAGCUGAUGUCUUGCUAUACCCGACCGACAACUUCCGGCCACACGCUUUAUUGCUAUUUCUGCCGCAACUGCGGAACUAGAUUGCUUCAUACGACACCGGGGAAGAACGUCGUCUCCGUCAAAGGCGGAUGCCUAGACGGACUCGAUUGGUCGGGGGCAAUCCACAUCUGGACCAAAUCGGCCAUGGUUCCGAUCCCGGAGGGUUCCGAAUGCUACUCGGAAGAGCCUUCCGAGUCCGACUACGGCGCUUCCCAAGAAUCCCUGGACCAACCCUUCGACCCGGCGGGUAUACUCGUCAAUAGCGGUGCGCCCCCGACGGCGGCCGAUAUCGCCGGGAACUCGGACGGUAUAAAACCCGCCAAGAGUACUUGCGAGUUGAGCGGGUUUUAG